UAUGGAACAAAAGGCCGAAGAAAUGAAAGCAGAGGAAAACAAAGCAGAAGAGAACAAGGCUGCGGAAAUCAGAGCUGGGGUUGAUGACACUAACUUCUUUAAAGAAGAAGACGAGCCAGCUGAAUUUGCUGAAGAGAAGCUAGAGCCAGUAGAUGAUAACCUUGUCUGCCCAAUCUGCCUUGACUUGCUCUUCGAGCCAGUCUGUACAAUGUGUGGGCACACAUUUUGUAAAGCCUGUCUAACUGAAGACUUCAAAAAAUGCCCUCUCUGCAGUGAGCAUUGCUUCAUGAAUGACGCAAAGGUGAAUAUAGCUCUAAGAAAUGUCAUCGAAAAGAGUUUUCCAAAAAGAGUCAAAAAGCGGCAAUACUAUCAUGACAAAAGAGUAAAGGAACUGGAAGAAGAGCUCAAGGAGAAAGACAACUUCUCUGAAAUCCCUGUUUUCUUCAUCAUGGGACAUGUCACUCCUGGUAGCAAUGACUUCCUCAGAAUCUUUGAGCCCAGGUACCAUGACAUGAUUAACCUUGUGCUUCAGAGAGAUAGGAAAUUCGUGAUCAUCCGAAAAAGGGCCGAAAAAUUAGGAUAUCUUGUAAAAAUUGAGGAAUAUAGAAGAGUUAUGGAUAAUAGGACUAUCAUCAAGAUAAAAUCCCUCGAGAGAUUCAGAGCUGAAGACUAUUUCAUCCCUGAGAACAGACAGGAAAUAUAUCCUGAAGGGCAGGAAAAGCUCUGGUUUGCCAGAGGAGCCAUCAUCCGUGAUCAGUUCCCUGAAUUUGAAGAUGCCAAGGAAAGAGAGUCUUACUUAAGGGACCUCAAGAGGAAGGCUAACGAAGUUAAUCGACUUGUCACUGAAAAUAUCGAGCAAAGACAAAGUAAAAUCUCCCGUAGGAACAUCGGGUGGAUCACUAUUAGAUACAAGUUCCCUUCUGUCGUGUCUUGAAAGAAUGCUGAGGAAUACAUCUCAAGGGUUGGACUCACAGCUCUCAAUUUCUUCUAUUAUGGUGAAUCCAACACUGACAAGAACAACUUGAUUUUCAACGGAACUCCAAAAGAAAGAAUAGAGUUUAGCCUAAAGAAGCUGAAAGAGACAGCAUUUAAAGAAAGGAUGUUCUGGUUCGAAGAAACUGUUCCAAGAAAGAAGGCUUGGAAAGGUCUUAUUGGUUUGGUACUAUUCAUAAUAUCCCUGUUUUUGAUAAAGUACCUAGAAGGUCUAAGAGUUUAACCCUCUUUGACUAAGAAAUGCAUAAAGUUUCAAUG
Moneuplotes crassus is the source of this 1251-nucleotide messenger RNA. Lineage: Eukaryota; Ciliophora; Spirotrichea; Euplotida; Euplotidae. The record is from the annotation of a GenBank genome assembly.